Molecule: messenger RNA, 5765 nt
Organism: Penaeus chinensis
Lineage: Eukaryota; Metazoa; Arthropoda; Malacostraca; Decapoda; Penaeidae
Product: ATP-binding cassette sub-family C member 3-like
Exons: 31
Coding region: 293-5161 (1622 amino acids)
Biological process (GO): transmembrane transport
Cellular component (GO): membrane
Molecular function (GO): ABC-type transporter activity; ATP hydrolysis activity; ATP binding
Source: RefSeq, a predicted model, not a curated record
AAGCCUUGUCAAUGAAUACUCCCACGAUAAGCUUACAAUUCUCAUGGUAUCCCCUGUCUUGCACCAUUAGAUAAGAUAACAUUUAACAAGUAAGUGGCAUGAUUUGAUUUACAAUUUUCAGAUCUCAGCAAAGAAGAGUUGCAGUACAUUGACAGAAGGAUUAUAGGCACAGAAAUCUAUUUAUUUCCUAUGGAGAAACUCACUUGAGAACAUUCACGGAGAACAUCAUUGGUGAACUUCUUUCGGGAAUAUCAUCGAAAGGAUAAACAUCAACAUUGAAAAUAUAACAAAUAUGGAAUCAACGAAUAUUACAAAUUUGGAUCCAUUCAAGACCCUCUCCGACUUAUGUAAAGAACCGUUCUGGAAUGUUGCCCGCGUGUGGGCGAUGCCGGAGCCCAACCUCGGGCCUUGCGUGGAGAGGACGGUGCUGGUGUGGGCGCCGUGUGUUCUGCUGUGGGCGUGUGGGCUGCCCUCUCUCCUCCUCCUCAAACGCCGACGCUACAAUCCCAUCCCUUGGACGGCGGUUUCGUGCACCAAAGUGAUGGUAUCGGUGCUUGCGCUGGCCGUGGCGGCGACGGAGCUGGCGUGGGCCGCGACAGCUGGCUCGCAGGUCGCGGCGCCAGCUGACUUCAUCGCGCCCGUCGUGCUCCUGGCGACGCAGGUUCUUCACAUUUCGCUCGUGUUAAUGGGGAGGAGGAAAGGUCAACAGAACAGCGGCAUCAUCUGGUUCUACUGGCUGUUCACGGUAAUGUGCGGCCUCCCUCAACUCUACACCUCCAUCAUUGUCAUUCUUCGGAGGGACCCCACGUCCCCCCCCUUUCUUACGGCGACUUUCCUCGUGCAGUUCCUCUGUUCCGUCGCCCUGCUCCUCGCCAACUGCUUCAGCGACGCCCUCUCACUCACGCAGAAGUUCAGCGCGACUGAAAAUCCGGCGCCAGUACUGCACGCGUCCUUCCUGAACCGCCUCUUCUUCUUCUGGGGCGGCUCCAUUGUGUGGCUGGGCUGGCGGCGCCCUCUCACCUUCGACGACCUCUGGGACGUCGAGCCGGAGAACACGACCGCCUCUCUCGCCGCGCAGUGGGACGCCGCCAUCAGCAGAGACGGGAAGACGGCGCCCGCAGAGGUCAAAGAGCCGGGCAAACUCCGGCCGGCGAUGGUGCCUGUGAGCGGAAGGCAGAGGUCCGUCCUGUGGUGCCUCGUCAGGAUUUUCCGCUGGCCUUUUCUCGGCGGCGGCGUCCUCUGCUUCGUGGCGGAGACCUCGCGCUUCCUCACGCCGCAGCUCCUCAGCCUGAUCAUCAACUUCAUGACGACGCCGGAACAGCCUGCGUGGUAUGGCUACCUGUUCUCCGUUCUCUUGCUGGCGUCGUGCGUUCUCGUGACGGUCCUGAAGAACAGUUACUUCUACGUCAUGUUCACGCAGUGUGUGAGGAUCCGGUCGGCCAUCAUGACGGCGGUGUAUCGAAAGGCCCUGAGUCUCUCCAGCGCCGCCCGCCGCGACUCGACCGUGGGCGAGAUCGUCAACCUGAUGGCCGUGGACUCGCAGUACAUCGGCGACACCGGCAUCAUGCUGUGGAGCAUCGUGAGCUCUCCGACGGUCAUCCUCAUCUCCAUGGUCUUCCUCUGGCAGGAGCUCGGCCCGAGUAUCCUGGCGGGCGUGGGUGUGCUGGUCCUCCUCGUCCCCGUCAACAGCUACUUGGCGAACAAAAUGAAGUCGCUGCUGUUCUCGACCUUGAAAUUCCGCGACCAGAGGGUGAAGAUGGUCAGCGAGAUUAUCAGCGGAAUCAAGGUCCUGAAACUUUACGCAUGGGAAGGCUCGUUCGCUGCCAAGGUGGAGGAGAUCAGAGCCGAGGAAAUCGUACUCCUCAAGAAGGUAGCCUUUUACAAAACCUUCAACAGCCUCGUGUUCAAUUCGGCGCCCUAUUUGGUCGCGCUUGCCACCUUCACCACCUUCCUGCUUGCGUCUCCGGAGAAUGUUCUCGACGCCAAGAAAGCUUUCGUGUCCAUCUCUCUCUUCAACCUCAUGCGGCUGCCCUUGAUCCAGCUGCCGAACACCAUCUCCCAGGUCAUUCAGGCAAACGUAGCCCUUCAGCGUGUCCAGAAGUUCAUCUCUGCGGCCGAUCUUGACCCAACGUCAGUGUGCAGAGACCGUUCAGAAGCUAAUGCUAUUGCCAUUAGAGGCGGCAAAUUCAGCUGGGAGGGGGAUGAGGUUCAGUCAGCGUGGCAGCUGGAAAACAUCGACCUGGAAGUCAGCCAUGGGAAACUGGUGGCAGUGGUGGGAUCCGUAGGGGCCGGCAAGAGCUCCCUCAUCUCGGCGCUUUUGGGGGAGAUGAAGAAGGAAGCAGGCGGGGUCGUGGUAAAUGGCCGCGUGGCGUAUGUAUCCCAACAAGCAUGGCUCCAGAAUGCGACCUUGAGGGACAACAUCAUUUGGGGAGAAGACUUCGACGCCAAAAGGUACAAAAAGGUGGUCAAAGCUUGCGCUCUUCAGCCUGACCUCGACAUGCUACCUGGAGGAGACAUGACUGAGAUUGGAGAGAAGGGCAUCAACCUGAGCGGCGGCCAGAAGCAGCGCGUGUCCCUGGCCCGAGCCGCCUACAGCGGCGCCGACAUCGUGCUCUUCGAUGACCCACUCAGCGCCGUUGACGCUCACGUGGGCCGCUUCAUCUUCGACAACGUCAUCGGGCCUCAGGGGUUGCUGCAGGACAGGACUCGGCUCCUGGUGACCCACGCCGUGACCUUCCUCCCCCGCGUUGACGAAGUGGUGGUGAUGGAGGGCGGGCGAGUGGUGGAGAAGGGUAGCUACGCCGAAUUGGUGGCGAAACAGGGGGAUUUCGCCAACUUUGUUCUCCAACACAUCAACGACACGACAGGGGAGGAGGCUGAUGAAGAGAUUGAAGAGCUCAUUGAACCGCUGGAGCAAGUGACAGGGGCUGAGCCUCUCCUUCGCCAGCUGUCGUUGAGAUCCAGCAGGACUUCUGUUAACAAUAUUGGCAGCGAGACCGACAUCCGAGGCAAGAGGAUCCGAAGCAUAAGCGAGACGGUGACCAGUUCGGUCGAUCGCCUGGCCAGCCUAGACCGCCGGGCAACCAAGCUCUCCAGUGCCUCCUUGAACCGGAAAACGGGACGGCAGAGCGGCAGUUCCCGAAGCCAGAGCUACGCGAACGGCUUGCAAGCGAGUAGGACGUCGAUUCACAGCGGAAAGAGUGAGGCCGAGCGAAUGGCCGGGCUGGAGGAGCCGCUGUGCGAUGGCGACGGGGAAGAGGGCGAGUUCGACGGGAAGAGGCUGGUCGAAGACGAGACGGCGGAGACGGGGAAGGUGUCGAGGAAGAUGUACCUGGUUUACGGAAAAUCUAUGGGCGUGUUGUACGCUAUCCUGCCGAUCAUUUUUAUGUCUCUGGCGCAGGCCAGCAUCGCCGGCAGCAAUAUAUGGCUGUCCUUCUGGUCCAGCACAGGCGAAUCAUCCCCAGCCUCGAAUGCCACCUCUUUCAACAUCAGCACCAGCUUACAGGACUUCAACACCAGCGCUCACAACAUUUCAGGCGACCUUGGCAUCACCACCAAUGACACAGGCCUGGAUACCGAGUUCAGUGGCUUUGUUAUAACUAAAAACAUUUUCAUUGGUGUCUAUGCGGCCUUCGGUGUCGGACAAGUCUCCUUCAUGUUCCUGGCGAUGAUGAUGCUGUUCCUGGGCUGCCUCCGGUCUUCGCGGGUCCUCCACCAGCGCCUCCUGGACAGCGUCGUGCGUCUGCCCCUGAGCUUCUUCGACACCAACCCCAGCGGAAGGAUCAUCAACAGGUUCAGCAAGGAGGUCAGCGUCCUGGACACCACCCUCCCGGACAGCACGCGGUUCAUGCUCUCGUGUAUCACUCAGGUGGUCUCAACAUUGAUAAUCAUCUUAGCAGCUACGCCAGAGGCUGGCUUCUUUAUGAUCCCCAUUAUGGUCGUCUACUACAUGAUUCAUAUCAUAUAUAUCGCUUCUUCGAGACAACUGAAACGCAUUGAAUCGGUGUCCAAGAGCCCCAUCUAUUCCCACUUCGGCGAGACACUGCAAGGAGUGUCAGUCAUCCGAGCUUACAAGAAGGAGCAAGAAUUCUACGAUGAAUCUCAGAGGAAAAUCGAGUCUUCCCUUAAAGCCGUUUACGUCAAUGUUUUGUUAAACAGAUGGGUGGCCGUGAGUCUGGAAAUGCUCGCCAAUCUGAUCACCUUCGCGGCUGCACUCAUGGGCGUGGCUGGGCGGGGCUCCAUCAACUCGGGCGUCGUCGGGCUGUCCAUCACCUACGCCCUCAAUGUGACGGUUGUCCUGAACUGGGUUGUGCGCGUGGCGGCGGAUUUGGAGGCGAACAUCGUGUCUGUGGAGAGGAUCAGUGAAUACAUGCAGAAAGACCGCGAGGCAGACUGGACGGUGGCCGACACGCCGGCCUCGUGGCCUGACGAAGGCUGCGUCUCCUUCAGGAACUACCAGACGCGCUACAGACCCGGCCUCGACCUCGUCCUCAAGGGCAUCACGUGCUCCUUCAAGCCCGGAGAGAAGGUGGGCAUCGUCGGGCGCACGGGGGCAGGGAAGUCGUCCUUGACCCUGGCCCUGUUCCGCAUCAUCGAGGCCGCGGGAGGCGAGAUCGACGUCGACAAGGUCAACAUCGCCGACGUCGGCCUCCACGACCUGAGGGGGAGGGUCAGCAUCAUUCCCCAGGACCCGGUUCUGUUCAGCGGGCCCCUGCGCCUCAACCUGGACCCGCUCGCCUCCCACUCCGACGCCGACAUCUGGCGGGCGCUGGAGUUGGCGCAUCUCGCGGAGUACAUUCGAGGCCAGGCGUUGGGUCUGGAGCACCCGGUGGACGAGGAGGGAUCCAACUUCAGCGUCGGCCAGAGGCAGCUGGUGUGCCUCGCCCGCGCCCUCCUGAGGAACUCCCGCAUCCUGGUGCUGGACGAGGCCACGGCCGCCAUCGACCUGGAGACGGAUGACCUGAUCCAGGCCACCAUCAGGUCGCAGUUCGCGCACUGCACUGUCCUCACCAUCGCGCAUCGACUCAACACCAUCAUGGAUAGUGACAGGGUGUUGGUGCUGGACCAAGGCAAAAUAGCAGAGUUUGCCCCUCCUUCCGAACUGCUGGCCAAUCACGACUCCAUUUUCUUUGGAAUGGCCAAGGAUGCUGGACUCGUCUAAGUCAGUACUCUUAGCCAGGGGAGACACUCCACUUUAUUUGGUGUGCACGAGAUUAAGUGGGAGGUGAACGGACAGGUGGAUGAACGAGAUCAUGCCAACUUGUCCGGUAGAAUUCUGACUUUACGAGUACUUAUUUCGGCUGUAUUCCAAUUUACAUAAAAUUUGCAUGUCUCAUGAUUACCUCAUCGCCUCUGAGACGAGACAGCUGACCCGUCCAUUGGCAACACAGGCAGCUCUGGACUCGGGGAGUACAGAGUCCCUAAUCUGUUAGGAAAUACUGAAUGAAUUGUACAUGUUAUUUUAAAUAGCAUAUAACUUGGCAAUAGUUACGUAGUAAUUUAGCAUUUUUCAUCACAUAUGAUUUUUAACUUUGUUAUUUGCCAUCACUUGUCCCUUGACCCGCAUCCACUUCUCACGUGUCCUGUCCUGUCUCGUGCUAGAUAUUGUUUACAUUUGAGCGUCACCGUAGUGCUUCAGACCGUUCCGUUCGAGCGUAUUCUUGUAGCGCACACACGUAUUCCGCAUUUUCCAAAUAAACGCAAGACUAACUCUCUCUCUCUCUCUCUCUCUCUCUCUCUCUCUCUCUCUCUCUCUCUCUCUCUCU